Molecule: messenger RNA, 360 nt
Organism: Prunus armeniaca (apricot)
Lineage: Eukaryota; Viridiplantae; Streptophyta; Magnoliopsida; Rosales; Rosaceae
Source: the annotation of a GenBank genome assembly
AUGAUGUCUUCACUUGGGAGGGACCACGUCGUUAGGAUAUCCGAACCGGUUCAGAUCUCAGGGGCUACUCGGAAAAGAUCAAAAUCUGCAAUCGCGCUUUCCUUGGAAUCGCACUCUGAGUUCCUUCCCUUUGAAAUUGAGGACCAUUCACAAAGGAAAAUUCAAACUCUAAUGGCGGUUUCAUUCAUCGCUGAGCAGAGGACGAGAGCUGUGGGAGAUGUAAUCAAAAGCUUAAGGGAAGAACAUAGUCCAGCAGUGCCUCGACAUGGAGGUUCUGUGAAAGGGCUUGGUAAUGAGGCUUAUGGAGUGCACAUGAAUGGCUACGUUGAGAAGGAUGGGAAGAAGUUUCUAUGGAUAUAG